Closterium sp. Naga37s-1 is the source of this 1353-nucleotide messenger RNA. The record is from the annotation of a GenBank genome assembly. NCBI's taxonomy places the organism in Eukaryota, Viridiplantae, Streptophyta, Zygnematophyceae, Desmidiales, Closteriaceae.
AUGCUGCGCCGUGCGGGGGAAUGCUGCGCCGCGCGGGGGAAUGCUGCGUGCGGUAGACGGUUGUACUCAUUCACACGCAUACCUUUCCCCAUCCCCCCCCUCGCUUCAUUCAAGUCCCUUCCCUUGGCGUCCCCUCUGGCUGCGCGGGUUUUGAGACAUCUCAAGCAUCUCCUCUCCUCUCCUCUCCUCUCCUCUCCUCUCCUCUCACUGCCUCUCCUCUCACUGCCUCUCCUCCCCGCACCCAUCCUUUCCUCCCCGCUUUCAUCCCCGCUCCCAUCCUUUCAUCCCCGCUCCCAUCCUUUCAUCCCCGCUCCCAUCCUUUCCUCCCCGCUCCCAUCCUUUCAUCCCCGCUCCCAUCCUUUCCUCCCCGCUCCCAUCCUUUCCUCCCCGCUCCCAUCCUUUCCUCCCCGCUCUCGUCCUUUCCUCCCCGCUCUCGUCCUUUCCUCCCCGCUCUCGUCCUUUCCUCCCCGCUCUCGUCCUUUCCUCCCUGCUCUCGUCCUUUCCUCCCCGCUCUCGUCCUUUCCUCCCCGCUCUCGUCCUUUCCUCUCCCCUCUCAUCCUUCUCCAUAGCGCUCUCACCCUAAGCCCUCCCUCAGCUCAUUCCAGCUCCUCCCGUCCCUGUCCCCCUUCUUCCCCUCAUGUCCCCCGCUCCUUCCCCCCUUUUUCCCCCUCCAUGCCCUCAUUCCCAUUCCUCCUUCCCCUCAUUUCACCCUUUUCUUCCCCAUUUCCCCACUUCUUCCCUUUGAUUUCCCCGCUCCCCCCUUCCGCCACCUGCUUCUGCAGCGUGGUCACCGCCACGGAACUGCCAUCUGCACGUUUGAGGAGGUGCGCGAGAUGCGCCCAUUCAUGCGCCAUCCCUCCGAGCCCUGCCUCGCCGCCCUCCGGUAGUGACUCUCUCCCCCCUGUCCUCCUCUCUCCCCCCUGUCCUCCUCUCUCCCCCCUGUCCUCCUCUCUCCCCCCUGUCCUCCUCUCUCCCCCCUGUCCUCCUCUCUCCCCCCUGUCCUCCUCUCUCCCCCCUGUCCUCCUCUCUCCUCCCUGUCCUCCUCUCUCCCCCCUGUCCUCCUCUCUCCCCCCUGUCCUCCUCUCUCCCUCCAUCCCCCCGUUUCCCUUCCCCCAGCUUCCCUUCCCCCCACUUCCCAUCCCCCCUUUUUCCCGUCCCCCCAUUUCCCUUCCCCCCGUUUCCCUUACCCCCAUUUCCCUCUCCCCCAUUUCCCUUCCCCUCAUUACCCUUCCCCCAUUUCCCUUCCCCCUGCUUCCCUUAUCUCCGCUAUUGCUCUGCCACUCUCCUCUUUUCCCCGCGUCCUCGGCUAAGUGUGCUGUGCAGGCUGCAGCAGGGCAGCGGGGCGCCAUGUAG